AUGGAAAAGGUGCAAGUGUACAUGGACAAGUGGGCAAAAGACCUGGAAAAGUUCCCCGUGCUCCAGUCCGCACAGGACGCGACGGGCGUCGAGAAGCUGUACCUCGUGGCCAGUGGCGCUGCGCUCGUGCUGCUGCUGCUGCUCGUCGGGUUUGGGGCAGGGCUUAUUUGCAAUGUCGUGGGGUUUGUGUACCCUGCAUUCUGCUCGUUCCGAGCCAUUGAGUCGAACGACAAGAAGGACGACGUGCAGUGGCUCACGUACUGGGUCGUCUACGCCUGUUUCAUCCUCGUCGAGGUCUUUGCCGACUUUCUACUGUACUGGAUCCCCUUUUACUAUGCGUUUAAACUGGGCUUUCUCCUCUGGCUCUUUAUGCCGUCGACGCUCGGCGCGUCGUUUCUCUACCUGCACUUUCUGGCCCCGUUUCUCAAGUCGCAAGAGUCGCGCAUUGAUCGCGCCAUGAAAGAAGCAGUAAACAACAGCGGGACAGUCCUUGCUGACAUUAGUGGCGUCGCUAGGGACAUUGGCCGAGACGUGACGAAGGCAGUGGCCAGCAGGAUUGUGGACAAUGCGUCUACGCAGUGA
Messenger RNA from Peronospora matthiolae, 582 nucleotides. Lineage: Eukaryota; Oomycota; Peronosporomycetes; Peronosporales; Peronosporaceae. The record is from the annotation of a GenBank genome assembly.